Molecule: messenger RNA, 1267 nt
Organism: Myodes glareolus (Bank vole)
Lineage: Eukaryota; Metazoa; Chordata; Mammalia; Rodentia; Cricetidae
Gene: Vcf2
Product: VCP nuclear cofactor family member 2
Source: RefSeq, a predicted model, not a curated record
UGGUAUAGUAACAUGAAUGAUCUGACAGUACACAGGACGUAUCUGUUCCUAGCCACAGGCAGAAAGAACACAAGAGUAAAUAGGCAAAGAUGGCUCACGUACCUUGAGUUGCCCUAUGGCAGGGCUUAAAAUCAUCUAACUUGGAGCGGUUAUUUCAGAGGAUGAAGAAAAUGAGCCUGGACAGGAAAAGGAGAAGAGAUGACAACGAAGAGGACAACCACGAUGACCCUCAUUCAAAGAGGAAUAAGAAGGACCAGGCCUUCCAGGAUCCUCGCACUAUAGAGUCGUCAAGCAGUGAUAAUGAAAGAAACCACAGCAGCAUCAAUAACCCAGUACGAGGAAGUGUACCAGAAAGCAGCUUAAACCAGAACAUUGCUGAACUUUACUCCAAUAUCCCCGAGUUCUCACACGAGGACUAUGCACUGUGCCAAGGCCAAGGUGCUUACUCUCACAUUAACCAGAUCUUGAAGGAGGCCCAUUUCUACAGCCUACAGCAGAGAGGACAAUCACCGACGUGAUGACCUGGGUGCUCCUCCUCCCUUCUUUAUAAAAAGCAAUGACAUUCACACAAAGCAGUCUUGGCUUUUGUCUGUAUUUUCAGUAAGAGUCAAUGGGCAUUUGUACUCUUUUGCUGUUUUGCUCCACAAUGCGAUUUUAGAAGGUCUUUCGUGACAGUGUGAUAUGUUUUCUGUCAAGUCUGGUGUCCAAUUCAUGUUCAAAUAGCAGCAUGAGGAUUUCUCCUGAUACUGAAUGGCUUGUUUGUCCCAUUCAGGUUGGGCUCCAAGUCACUCAUUUAGGGUCUCCAUGUUAAAUGUCCUUGUACAAUGUGCCCCCUCCUUCUGAGAAGCUAAGGCCCAUAAAAGAAUUGUACUUUCCCUUAAAACAUGAAAGAGCAAGCAACAGCAGCAAAUAAGCCAACACCAAAGCGGCAAUGAGCAUUGAUUAGAGGGAGAAUGGGGCUUGUUAUUGUUCUGAAAUGAAUGGCAGGGCAGCUCCUCAGAAGGGAGAUUUUUUACCUAUAAUGGCGCAAAUGUCAGUCUCUACAGUUGUGACCGUGAAGCCUGUGUCUGGUAACUGCACUCCACAUUCCGAGUGAGAUGGCUUCUUCCUUUAAUGCUCCGUUGUAUGCCCAUCAGACUUUGUGGAAAGCACUUGUAAUUCUGUCAGAGAUUAAGUGCAAAAUGUAGAUAUGAACGGCUUGUGUGUUGUUCCUUACAGUUCCAUCCAUGAUGUGUAAUGUUGAUAAAGUCUAAACUACUGCACACAA